AUGGCCCGUCGUCCCGCUCGUUGCUACCGGUACUGCAAGAACAAGCCGUACCCCAAGUCGCGCUUCAACCGCGGUGUCCCCGACCCCAAGAUUCGCAUCUUCGAUCUUGGCCGCAAGAAGGCGACUGUCGAUGACUUCCCUCUCUGCAUCCACAUGGUCUCCAACGAGUACGAGCAGCUGAGUUCCGAGGCUCUCGAGGCCGCUCGCAUUUGCGCCAACAAGUACUUCGUCAAGACCGCCGGAAAGGAGUCCUUCCACCUUCGCGUCCGCGCCCACCCCUUCCACGUCGUCCGUAUCAACAAGAUGUUGUCUUGCGCCGGUGCCGAUAGACUUCAGACUGGUAUGCGUGGUGCCUGGGGUAAGCCCAACGGCACAGUCGCCCGUGUCAACAUUGGCCAGAUCAUCAUGUCCAUCCGUACUCGUGACUCCAACAAGGCUGUUGCCCUCGAGGCCCUCCGCCGCUCCCAGUACAAGUUCCCUGGUCGCCAGAAAAUCAUUAUCUCCAAGAACUGGGGCUUCACCCCUCUUCGCCGCGAGGAGUACCUCGAGAAGAAGGCUGCUGGCCGCGUCAAGGUCGAUGGUGCCUACGUUCAGUUCCUUGCCAACCACGGCUCCCUCGAGCAGAACAUGAAGCGCUUCCCCGAUGCUUUCGCCUCCGAGGCUUAA
Messenger RNA from Colletotrichum lupini, 666 nucleotides. RefSeq names its product ribosomal protein L10.e. The record is from RefSeq and is a predicted model, not a curated record. Bases 1 to 666 code for a protein of 221 amino acids. Lineage: Eukaryota; Fungi; Ascomycota; Sordariomycetes; Glomerellales; Glomerellaceae. Gene Ontology annotation, cellular component: ribosome; cytosolic large ribosomal subunit. Gene Ontology annotation, molecular function: structural constituent of ribosome. Gene Ontology annotation, biological process: translation; ribosomal large subunit assembly. The transcript is spliced from 3 exons.